AUGACCAUCGAUCCGCAGAUUCGUAUUCGGCCGUAUUCGCCUCUCAAGCCUCAACAAGGCAUUCUUACAUUCAACAACAAGGAAUACACCUGUCAUGUAGGAAGAAAUGGAAUUGGACAUAAAAUCAUGGAAGGAGAUGGCAUUACACCUGUUGGUGAUUUCUGUAUUCGGAUGGGUUUUUAUCGGCCUGACAAGGUGAAAUGUUUACAUUUAUCAAAUAAUAAUAAUUAUGAUGAUAAUAACAAAGUCAGAGAAAAAGCACACACCCACGAAAAUUCGUCUUUGAUUUCAAAAAUUACAGGCAUACCCAUGAUUGAAAUGAAACAAGAGUAUGGUUGGUGUGAUGAUAUGUUUGAUGAAAUUCACUACAAUCGAUUGGUGAGAUUGCCAAUUCCGUCAAGCCAUGAAAAAUUAUGGAGAGAUGAUGAUUUGUAUGAUAUUGUGUUGGUAUUGGGUUACAAUGACAAUCCAAUAAUACUUGGAAAGGGAAGUGCAAUAUUUAUGCACAUCACAAAUAAUGGUCCUACGAGUGGAUGUAUUGCCCUUGCAAGAGAAGAUUUGUAUGAAAUUUUAACGCAAAUUACUCCUUACACGACCAUCCAUAUUUCCAUAGAAUAA
This is a messenger RNA of Naegleria lovaniensis, 618 nucleotides long. RefSeq lists its product as uncharacterized. Lineage: Eukaryota; Heterolobosea; Eutetramitea; Acrasida; Naegleriidae. The transcript has a single exon. Gene Ontology annotation, molecular function: transferase activity. The coding region runs from base 1 to 618 and encodes 205 amino acids. The record is from RefSeq and is a predicted model, not a curated record.